This is a messenger RNA of Scleropages formosus (Asian bonytongue), 3497 nucleotides long. RefSeq names its product PWWP domain-containing DNA repair factor 3A. The transcript has 16 exons. Bases 185 to 3442 code for a protein of 1085 amino acids. Lineage: Eukaryota; Metazoa; Chordata; Actinopteri; Osteoglossiformes; Osteoglossidae. The record is from RefSeq and is a predicted model, not a curated record.
UGAGGUAAACAUGAGUAAGAGUGGUGGAGCGGGCUGUGUUUCGGAAAUUGUUCCUUUUAAAAGCUGUGUUAUCGCGAAUCCAUUUUCUAAUGAAAUUCUACACAUCCUUUGUUGCCGACUGCAAUACAGCAAAGUACCCCCCUUGGAGCCCAGGCUGUUGCUGCUAAUACAAGGUCCCUGAUGAAUGAUGGAGGAGCAGUUGUACUUCUGCAAAUGGAAAGGUCGGCAGUGGCCGGCUAAGAUUGUAAAGGAAGUUGCUUGCAACUCCAGAAGAAAGAAAAAUGUUGAAGUGGAAAUAUUGGGUGAAAAGAAAAGGGUGUGGGUGCAGCAGGGGCACAUCUUGCCAGUAACAAAGCAGAGGAUUGAGGAUGUGGCUCUCCAGCUGGCUGGUCAAAGUGCUGUCGAAGUGAAAGAUCCUGUAGAAGAGCUGAAGUAUCGGAAGGUGUUGCGCAUGGUAAUCAACCUUUUACAUAUGACAGAUGAGCCAGCUUUGUCCACAUCAGCAUCCCCACGGAGGUCUUUGCGGCUUUGUUCCAGCCCACUCCCAGCUUCCCCUUCAUCAGCCAUAACAUCAAGGGUCAAAUGUAAGGACAAUGAGAAGGCAAGUGAUGUGGGAAAACUUGCUCCUUGCACUUCCCGGAAGAAUAAAGGGUUGUUAUUGCAGGACUCUUUGAGCAAGCAUGAGGUGGUAUCGGGCCGGCUCAGGAAAAGAGACCAGUUGACACAAAGUGCCUUAUCUGCAGAAACUGUCCAAAAUGCUCAUCCAGUGUCACCUUCAAGUCCAGUUCAACCAAGAAAAAGAACUAGCGGCAAAAUGAAGGCCACUGGUGAAUCUUUUUCAUCGGAGAGUAUUUCAAGCGAACAUUGCUUAUGGCCUAAACGUGGCCCAGCGGACAUAUCUAGAAGCCCUGAAAGGACAAAGAGCCAGUCAGAUCAGGGAGCCAAGUCCUUGCCAAAGCCGACUUUUACCUCCAUGCCAAACAUGGACCCUCACAGUCUGUCCCCUGGCUCAUCAAACACAGGAACAUCUAGCAGUCCUAAGAGGAGGAAGAAGCAGUCAGGACCCCAGCAUCCGACCACAGGGGCACAGCAAAAUGAGGAGGGGAUCACUGAGGAAUGUGCUGAUAGAGGAGAUUUGGACAAGUUAACCAGACAUGAUGGCAAAGGCCUAAUGACACUUCGUAAUUUAAAAGCUGUGAAACUGCCAAAAGGAUACGAGGGCAGAAAAACUCCAUCCAAAACUAAUCUCAGAAAAGACAGAGAUUCUAGUAGAAAAAUGCUGGUAGAAAAUGCAGGAGGCUCCAGUGUAAUGUUGUCACCCUCCACAAGGUCCAGGUCCAAAAACUGUAUAAUGUUGGGCAACAGUCUCUCCUCCCUCACCAGCUAUGACUCCACUCCCUGUAGGAGUACACCAGUUACGAGCAAACAAAGAGUCAAGCCCUUGUCAAAGCGGACUUUUACUGUGUCAGGCAUAGAUUCUCACAGUUUGUCCUCUUCCUCAUUUGACCUGGCCACACCUAGCAGCCCUAAAAGGACAAGGGGCCAAUCAGAUCCUCAGUGUCCAACUGUAGCUACACAGCAGAGUGACAACGGGAACACUAAGGAAAGUGCUGAUGGCGGGGAUAUAGACAAGCUGGCUCGAUGCAGUGCUAAAGACCUAACGCCACCUGGUAAUUCAAAAACUGUGAAAUUACCAAAGGGGGUCCAGAAGAAAAAAACCCCCACCAAAACCAGUCUCAAAAAGAACCAAGAUUCCAGUAUGGAAAUGCUGGUAGAUGAGGCGGGAGUGCCCAGUGCAAAGUCAUCACCUUCCACAAGGUCCAAAAAUAGUGUAAUGUUGGAUAACAGUUCCUCCUGCCUCACUAGCUCUGAUCUCAGUCCCUGUGUGAACACGCUGAUUUCGGGCAAGCGGAGAUCCAGGUCCUUGCCAAAGCCCACUUUCACCUCUACGCCGCAUGCAGAGCCUCACGAUCAGUCCUCCACUUUUGACCUUGGAACACCACAGCGCAAGGUGAUCAGAACGACACGCAAGUUGUUCAGAUCCUCUGAACUGACAAAACAGCUUCCAUCAGAAGCAGUGCCAAUUGAAAGGAAAGGCCAUAACCGAGGCAGGCGGAGAAAGGCACAGGCAGUAGGAGAGGAGCGAUCUUUUAAAGACGAGGACCAGGAGCAGGGCGAAGGUUUGUGCACUCCCUGCUCUAGGAAGUGCACAAGGUUGAAGGUGGACCAAAAGGAGGCAGGCAGCACUGAAAGGGAGCAUAUCCAGGAGAAUGGUUUCAGUGCACAGGCUCCCUCCCAUGACACACCCCAAUCUGACUGCCAGGAGCUGCAGGCAGGAGAGACUUCUUUAUCCUCUGACCUGUCCAUUGAGCUGAGCCUGCAUGAAGACACCAUUCCCAUGAUGUCUUCCUGGCUGCAGGAAGAAAAUGAAGAGCAGGAGGAAGAGGAGCUGCCCAGUAUCUUAUUACAGGAAGAGAAAAAGCCUUUAUCCGUCAAAGAAGGAGCCUAUGUCUGGUGCAAGUUCAAAAAAUUUCCUUACUGGCCAGCUGUUGUGAAAAGCGUGAAUCGCAAGCAGAAAAAAGCUAGCAUCUUUUUCAUUGAUGAUAUGCUUUUUGAUCAGAAGAGAUCUAAAAAAGGAUUCAGUGUGUCCUGGAAAACUCUUAAGCCUUUUGACUGUGAAGAGAAAAACAAGUUGAAGGCCACUGCUGGAGAAAAAUACGCCACUGCUAUCAAAUGGUGUUUAGACUUGAUUGAGGACUACAGAAUCCGUAUAGCAUGUGGCUCAUUCACUGGCACCUUCAUGCAGUACUUUGCUGAUGAUAUCAGUUGUCCAGUUCGGAGGAUGUUCCUUCAAGAUGCCUCUGACUUGGCCUUUCCCAGUAAACUUAUCAUGGAAGAGCACAGUGCCUUACUGGACAGUGAAAGUGAGGCCUGUAGUCCUGAAAAACAAAGUAGCCUUCCUUGCAGGAGGGUGCUCCCAGACCGCACCAGGGCUGCACGUAACAGAGCCAAUGAGAAACUUGUGCAGUUCAUUGUACAUCAACGUGGUGUAGAAGAACAUUUACAGGCCAUUAUCAGUGGUCAGGUGCCGUCCAAAUGGCUAAGAGAGUUAAUGAAAUCCAGAAGAGAAGUUGGAUUUUACAAGACUUACUUGGAGGAUGAAGAACAAGUACACCAGGUGUACAAAUACUUGGAAAAUGUGUAUAGAAAAGCAUCCAGGACUGUUGCAUGUCUCCCCAAAAUGAAUGAGGUUCGGUUAAUCCUGGACGUAUUGUUUCCUGAGGCAGUUGUCCAUGCCAUUGCUGGAGUUGACAAGAUAUCACUAAAAAAAGCAGAAGAUAAAUACCUUGAGGGACCUUUAUUUAGUAAAAGAGAAAGAGAUGAAUUUGACAUGAUCAUAGAACAGCAGACAAAGAGAGUCACUUAUUGCCCAGCAUCUUGAAGACAAAAGGCUAAAAGGUUCCCCUUGUUUUACCACUGUUAAAUUGCUUUGUUUU